This is a messenger RNA of Schistosoma mattheei, 8995 nucleotides long. Lineage: Eukaryota; Metazoa; Platyhelminthes; Trematoda; Strigeidida; Schistosomatidae. The record is from the annotation of a GenBank genome assembly.
CUUUGUUUCGGAUGCGCGUAAGUUGUUCGUUUUUGUAAACGCGCUGGAUUAAACAUGUCCGCUAUAAUCAUUGAAGCUUACCCUUCGUUCCUUAAUGAUAGUGGAUAGUUAUGGGAAAUUCGAAUUCGUCUAAUAAUGAUCAAAACAGUUGGAUCACGGCUCCUCCUAAUGACGCUUCUGCGCCUAUGUUUGAACCAUCAUUUCGGUCUGUAGUCGAAAGACGACCUAUUUUCUCUCCUAAAAUCUCAUUCAAUAAUGGUCAGUCAUCCAAUUCUAUGCUUCCAGCAGCGAUAGCGCCGGAUUCUUCACAAAGCUUUGAUCAAAUACGCUACCAACCCUAUAAUACUAAUUAUGUUCCCGACGCAGUUCAGCAGAUCAAGGGAGCGAAAUGGACAAAUGAUUUUGUGGGUGUUCCAGUAACUUCUGGUGAUAAAUCAUCUGUUGGAAAUUCAUCAUGUCUACCUAGCACUCAUCAGUCAACGAACUUCUCACCAACUCAACAGCCUGCCAACUUCUUAAACAAUUCAGUUGCGCAGAUACGAAAUAAUCCAUCACAUAAUUCACCCCAGAUAUCUACAGAAGGGCAAUUUGUCGCUUUGCAUGAUUACGUUAAACGUGUAGAUGAUGAUUUGAACAUGACCAAGGGACAAAUAUUUAAUAUACUCGAUAAUUCACACUCUGAUUGGUGGUAUGCGGAAUGUGUAUCUACUGGUAAUCGAGGAUAUGUACCCAAAAAUCAUUUAGCAGCUGUUACCAGUUUAGAAUCCAAUGAAUGGUAUUUUGGAGAAUUGAAACGUAUUGAAGCUGAACAUUAUCUUCAACUUCCGGGAAAUGAUCAUGGCUCUUUUUUGGUUCGAAUCAGUGAAUCUCAAUCCAGUGAAUAUUCUUUAUCAGUACGAGAAGAGAAUACUGUUAAGCAUUACCGUAUUCGAUCAAGAUAUUCACGAACUGAUCCUACAUUAAAACGUUUCUACAUUUCAAGACAACUGCCUUUUGUUAAUAUUCAACAGCUAGUCAAUCAUUAUUUAGAGAAUCAAUCUGGUUUAUGUUGUCGAUUAGGAAAACCAUGUAUUCGACCAACUCAUCCAGAACCUGUGGGUCUUUCACACAAACUCAUUGAUAAAUGGGAAAUUCCAAAAUCUUCAAUUAUUUUGAAAGAAAAAAUUGGACAAGGUCAGUUCGGUGAAGUAUUUAAAGCCGUAUGGAAUAAAACAACAAUUGUUGCUGUGAAAACGCUUAAGCCAAGUUCUUGUGAUGCUGCUGAUUUUCUUCGUGAAGCUCAAACAAUGAAACGCUUACAUCAUCCUAAUCUGAUACAAUUGUACGCUGUUUGUACACAGACAGAACCUUUCUACAUAGUUACAGAAUAUAUGUCCAAAGGUUCUUUACUAAACUACUUACAAUCUCCUGAAGGUCAUGCACUAGAUAUGCAAUGUUUAAUUAUGAUGGCUGCUAAAAUAGCUUCUGGUAUGGCGUAUCUUGAAUCCAGGCGUCAUAUUCAUCGAGAUUUAGCUGCUAGAAAUGUUUUAGUUGGCGAACAACAUGCUGUGAAAAUAGCAGAUUUCGGUCUUGCUCGUAUGAUUCAUACCAUUUGGUGUUACAGAAUUUCAAAUUUUGAUUGAUGUAUGUUGGUAAUUCAGAUGAAUGAUAAGCAGUGUGUCGUACUUGGUUGUUCACUUAUCAUCCAAGCUUUUGGAUUCUCAUUGUUUGUGAUGCCUUUUACUUCUGUCAUUGUGUGUGGAAGUAUAUUCGGGUAUAUAUAGGUCAACAGAAGUUACGGGUAUUCAUUUUAAAUGUAAAUAAUAUCAAGAUGUGAUGCUCAAAAUAAAAUCGCAGCAAUAACGUUUCAAAUACAUCUCAACUAUAAAGAAAUAUGGUAGUACGUAAACAAAUAUAAUUGGUGCAAUAAAUUAAUAAUCUUUGUGGUUUCGCAUGUACACCUACCUGAAUUUGUUCUUACUUUUGGAUAGAUAUUAAUAUUCCAGACAUGUGACCAACAUGUAGUUUUUUGUCUUCCUAGUAGUUUUACGCUUACCAUAAUUGAUUGUGACCAUCUAUACAUCUACGUUUCUUUUUAAUGUCAACAAUUCAUGGUAAAAAAGGAACAUAUUAUCUACAAAUGAUAUGGAAUGUAUGAAUAAUGAGACCAGAGGAUGAGGCUUGUAAAACUGAAUUUAUAUGUAAAAGAAAUCUAGGAAGAUGGAUGAACAACUAACAGAACAGAGAAUAUGUAGCACAUGCAGGAGCUAGAUUCCCUAUAAAGUGGACAUCACCUGAAGCAGCUAAUUAUUCACGUUUUACCAUAAAGUCUGACGUGUGGUCUUUUGGCAUUCUGUUGACUGAAAUAGUCACAUAUGGUCGUUCUCCUUAUCCAGGAAUGCAUAAUGCUGAAGUCCUCAGACAAGUGGAUGCUGGAUACCGCAUGUCGAAACCACCCGGUUGCCCACCAGAAUUAUAUGACCUUAUGCUAGAAUGUUGGGCAGCUGAUGAAAAUAAACGACCAUCUUUCGCAACAAUCCACUUUCGUUUGGAACAGUUCUGCGAAGAUGAACAACCAGCCUACAGAAAUGCAAAUACCAAUAUCCAUAGUCAUCCUAAUGGAAAUUCAAUAGUAGCUUUGCAAAAUAAACAAAAUCCCUCCUCUGGAGCCUACCACAACCAUAUCGAGAUUUCUGUAUCACCAUAACUUUCAGAUUCUUGGUAUAGUGACAAAUCAGUGUCCUGAAUUGAAUGAUAAUGACUGCAGUGAUUCGGCACUUACAACUUUGUUUCUAUCAAAUCAUGUAAAUUUAAUUCCAUCUACUUGUAAAUAUGAAUACCAAAUAUUGAUGUUCGAGUAUAGGGACUAUUUGUAUGACAGACUAGUCAUGAAAAUCGGAACCAACCAAAUAGCUUCUCGAAGCAAUAUGUACUUCUAUUUGUUGAUAACUCGUUUUAAUUAUUAUACAAAUUAUUUUGUACGACGUUAUGUUUAUCCCUCCCUGAUCUAACCAACUGUUGACUUCUUGUUUGGCCAUUUGCUUGUUCUCUAUGCUAAAGCUUAGGUUUUUUUACUCAGUCUCUUCUAUAAAUAAAUCAAUAUCCCGACCCUUCAAGUUUUUAUUGAUACUGUGACCCUAAGUAUAUACUACAAAAUACUAUCGGUAUUAGUAAAUUUCAGGAAAAGGGGCUAUCUUGGAGUUAUCAGAUGUUUUCCAGUGUGCCAAGUAAAAUAACAUUCAUGACUACGCGAUCUGAGUGUCUUAUUGGUACCAUCGACCGAUAUAAGUUAAACAAGCAUCGAGAACGUGAAGACACUAGACAGCCGUCUUAUCCUAAUAUGAGACUCCUCAGGAGUGGACACUCAUGACUCCACGACGAGGCGCCGAACCAAGACCCUUUGGUCUUGCGCAUAACCUCUAGACCACUGAAUUAGUAUCCAAUGGUGUAAGUUUAUCUUUAACCAGCUUACGGUAAUCUGUUGAAGACUAAUGACCCAUAGCCAGGGAAGUAAUACCGAAUUAACAGAAAAUAUCUAGCAAACUGAUAGUCACAAGGUGCCCUUAGAAUUGUACUAUCUCGCUGGUUGAUAAAGCAUUGCUAACUUAGAGGGCUUCUGUCUAAACUCUAUCUAUUACUGAUAGAACUAGUACUUUGGUAUGCAUCUAACUCUAGUAAUGAAACUUUCAGUAUUAGACAUUUGUGAUGGGUUCUCAAAUUGCUUAUGACUGCUUUUUUCAGACAAUUUCGUAGUAAGUUGGAAUUAAAUAUAAACUACCAGUUUACCUCUUUCGGAGUACAAAAAACAGAUCAAGGUGUUGAUCAGAAGUGCAUUGUUUCUACAGUUUUUUUAUAGGCCCACUAAACAGGUGGCAGAAGUUAUACAUGUACAAAGCAUUACCAUUUAUUCAAUUUACACGAUAAGUCUAAGGGUACCCACAUUUUUAUUAUAUCACCAACAUGACCGGAAAUUGAAUACAAUAUUAUGUACAGAGAACUGAAAAUAAAUACAUUAAUUAUGAUGAAAUCGGUCAAAAUCCCGAAUAUAAUGUAUUGCAUUAGCCUUUUUCUGUCUUGGGUCGAUUGAGUUUACUUGAUAUAUUUGUCGACUUUACACGUUUAUCACGUUUUUUCAAACCAUCAAUAUUAGCUUUCAGGAGAUUGGAAUAAGCUUGAUUGAAUCUAUUCAUGUCCUUCUGGUGAACCUAUUUCAAAUAAUUACAGAAACUUUUAUUUAAGCAUUCAAAUUUUCGUACCAAUAAUUCGAAAAGUGAGAUUAGUCUUACACCUCAUAAAUGUAUUUGUUCCUUCCAUGUACUUGUGAAUUAUAUCGUUAAGUCCUAAAUUUGUGUUCUCUUAUUCUCUGGUUGUGAUUUAUUAUAUUUUUAAAUCUAUUUUCGUUACUGAUUAUUGUUAUAAUGGCGAUCGUCGUUUUCAUCUUUAAAAAGGAGCCACUUAGUUUACUCAACACCUAUGAGGGUAUAAGUGUAUUUCUGAUUUCUUCCAGACGAUUGACGCUUAUCAUACUCCAUAGAUUAUGCUGAACUGAGGACUGGUCCGUGAGGAGUGAACAUAUGUAUUAUUCAGGUCAUGGACGUGUUGAUUAUACAUUUAUCUCCCCCAGGAAGUUUAUUAACAUCAGGCAGGUUAGAACAUAUAGCCAUUUUUCUUAACUGUUUCGUUUCAGUAGCAGAUAUGAUAGGUUUGCCUAGUCUCACCACUCGCCUUUAACUUUGUUGUCAGUGACACUGAAAACAGCUCUAAAGGCAGCACAUGACGGUGGUGUAGAUAUGUUACUAGAAGAGGGUCUUUGACUUCAAGUAUGAGGAUGGCAACGUUUUAAUGUGCGGUGUGCAAAUUAUUGAAAUCGUACUUAAUCAGUUAGGAAUUACAGUCUUUAAUUACGGCAUUUCAUUCGCACUUUCGAAACACCAAACAUUGCUGCAAAACAUGCAGGAGCCUGGUAUGUAUCCACAUUUCGUGACGAGUUAGGAAUAAUUGGAUAGUUAUGAAAUCCCGAGGGGGGUUGUGUGGCAAACUGAUCUACACAUAUAGUGGAAGCUAGCGUCUUUGGCCACUCGGGGGUCAUGAUGUUUGUACCAUCGACAGUAAUUCUAGCGUAUUCUUGUGUAACCUGACCACUUUGAGCUAAGAAUGUUUGGAGACCUGGGCGUAUGGUCAGCACUGUCUCAAAAGCAUUGUUCGUAUCCAGUGACAAUAUUGUGUAAGUGAUGUCGGGCAGUUAUGACAAUUCAAUUGGUGUCUAAUUCAGUAACCCGGUCAUGUUUAUACAAAUGUCAUCACAACGGUUUUCAAAGGCUGCCUUAUUUCCCGAUGCUAAGACGGUGGUAUAAUAAAUAGUAAAAUAGGAUUAACAUCUGCAAGCCCAUCAUCUCUCGGUUGGGGUCUUACAAAUGAUACAACUCCGUGACUUGAUACGUUAUCAAACAUAGUUUGCAACACAAGUCAAUGGACCAACUGAUUUGUAAGUGUUUUGCGACCUACGUGUGCGUUAACUGAAUGAAUAAUAAGAAUUAUAUUUUUACCAAAGAUCUCGAUAUUUCGAGUUUCCCAUUUUACCAUUUCCUAAUCCCUAGUGAUCUGGAGAGUGAAUAGACGAUAUGGAUAUAAUCCAGUUAGAUAUUAGAGGCUGAUGAGCCAGCCGUUCGAAUAAACGAACUAAGAAUAAGAACAUGGUAUCCUCAAUACUAGUUUAGUGGUAUAGAUACAUUCGGUUCCUUACACAUUAAAACGAGCUGACAAGUAUCAGUGAGUUUGGUUGAAAUCAGUAAAAAUGUAUAACAAUUAGCAAUACCAGUUUCCUAACACUGAAGUAAUAUGGAUUACGGAAGAUAAAUAAAAGGAAAAAGCAGCAAAAACCAGGGACCCUAGAAAACUAGAUGACCAGUACUCUUGAAGUGAGACUUAAGUACAUGAAUAAAUGGGUUAUUCAAUAAGACACUUGAAUAAGAGGAUCGUUAUAUCAUUAAACUUUGGGGAGACAGCAUUUAGUGAUAUCUAGAAUCUGAAUAACAUAUCAUAACUCACGAGCUAUUUCAUCAUCUAAAACAGAACGACUAUUUCUACAAUAAUAAUCCUGGAACUAUAACGAUGUCGUAUUAACAAGACGAUCAAUUAUAUCACGAGUUUCAUCCUAAAAACGGUGGAUGACUUUUACAGGUUGAAGCGCUUUACUUUUAUAUGAUACCCUCAUGUCUGUAUCAACCAUUGGGUUUGUACCGACCAAUGAGUUUUACGAGACGAAUAAUAGCAGUGCACCAAACAUCAGAACAACCAUGUUAGCAAUUUUAAUACUGUGAGGUAUUUCACAUAAUAUUGUAUGUGAGUGCAUUCAACAACUUGAGUGAUACAGUGGAGUUAUACAUCUGCUAAAAACAAUCUAGGUUUUUUAGGUACAAUACUGCCGCCAUGGCAGUCUUAUAUGAGAAAAAUUAAGGAUUCCGUGCGUAGUGGGUUUGCAGUAGCUAAGCAAGCAGCACAGCGUUAUGCUGAGAGAAUGUCCUUCAGCGAUAGGCUUCAAAUUAGUGGUUUAACAAAUACUACCACAAUAGGCCAUAAUGAUGUCUCCACUAAACAAGUAAUUAUGUUUAACAACAGUAAAAUAACUUCAUGCCAGCCUGAUAAUGUAGUAGUAGUUAACGGCCAGCCAGGUUUAGUCACUGAUAUAAAGGAGGAUGGACUACUAAAAUUUAGGACUUUCACUGACCCACGCAAUUACUUUGAAGAUCCUUUCCCAUCUAGUGAUAUUGGAAUCUUUAUGUGCUCCGUAGUUAGCCACGAAUACUCCUGGGUAUCGGUUCAGGACAUUGAUUGUAAAUGUAUAGCCAUAAAUUGUAUCAAUUAUAUAGUUGUAAUCCCAUUGUUGCAUACUUUAUUGUAAAUGCAUUUUGUUUCAUUAGUGUUUAAGUAAUGAUGAUAAAUCAUUUACUUACGUCUUAUGUUCUUUUCAGCCCACUAACAAGAAAUACGUUAUUGUUGACGUCCUACAGAAAAAACAACUUAUGAUAGCAUCAAAGGACUGGAUAGUUGGCAAUGACCUUUGCCUUCUUCCGAACGAGCUGGUCGAAAUACACCUGCAGAAGUGCGACCAACCGAAUGAAAAUUGGUCGCUUAUGAAAUGUAAAGUGAUUCACGAAUUAGGUAGGCUACAUACACAGAAAGUAUAAUUCACUAUAGAUUCUCUGCAGUCAGCAAAAGACCUGUUAGUUGCCCUACAGGUACUGGAAUGUCAACGGAAAAACACCUCUACGGAUGAAAACACUUUGCCACUGAACACUGAGAAGCCAAAGAGGUCUGUACAAUAAUCUUACUUACAUUUCCUAGAGGUUUAAUGAAGCGUAAAGAAGAUUUUCUUUACAAUUCAGUUGACAUGGAUGUGGCUGAAAUGCAGGCUGGGAAUAGCCGCGUACAAUAUCCAAAAUUCCGUGUUUUCGACAAAGUGAUAUCGCCAAUCGCCAAGUACGUUUAAUUACUAUUUAGAUAUUCACUAUUUAGUUCAACACAAUUAGAGAUAUCACCAUCCACAUCGCAAUGUAAGCCUGUUGGUGGCACUGUAUUGGACCAGUAAGUAACCUACAUCAUCUAGUUACCUUUUUCACCUGUGAUAGAUUGUAUACUGUGGUGCUGAAGAUGUCGUCAGCUAUCAAUGACUUGACUAAAACGAUUAACAACAUGUCGUCCGCCAUUAUGGACUUGAAUGUUAAUGUUAACCAAUUGCUUUCAAAGUCUAAUGAGCGCGAAAGACCGCAUCAAUUCGAUUGCGGACUGUCAAGUCAGCAGUUCCCUUUGUCAUCUGAAGAGGAACUACAGAUGCUAGAUACUGGUUUGUCGCAGAAAGAAACCAGGGACAGAUUUGUAAGUCAUUUACAUGAAUUUGAUAAUUUGUUACUAUUACAGAUGGCAAUGGUCACUAGGUUAUCAGGUGACGAUCCAAAAACGUCCAUGCGUUUUGUUCUGUCGCAUCUGCUGACACCGGAGGUUGCCAGUAAAUUCACGUUACUUGGCACCUCUUCAAAACGAGCACUACAGAAAUGCACGUUUUACAGCUGCAUACGAAGUAACCUAUAUCUAUUACUUAAACUUCAGGUGCCUUAACUCAUCGCUUUUUGUCAUCCUCUGUCAACGAGAAAGACCUUGGUAAGCUGUACGACAUAGCGACACAAGGUUACUUUCACGACAUCCGAGACAAGAUGAUUAAACGAAAUAGAAAAAAAGAAAAUCCGGUAUGUACUAAUUUAAAGUGAUAACUUCCCUACGGCUCUAUAGUUACAGUCAACAAUACUAACGAACAUAACCGUAAGUUCAGCUUCAAGUAUUUAGCUGUGCAAAAGCAUGUCAUUGAGAUAUGGUUGUGACUUUUUUGUUCGUUUUUUUAUUUCAGAAUUCACAGGAGGACUACCUCAAUUCUGAAUAGUCCGUGCAAUUUUUUUGUUGUUCUACCUCGAUUUCAAUAAACAUUAUUCUUUCAAACAGCUUACUCUUUUACUUACAUGGGAAACUGUUGAAGUGUUGAGAAUGUGUGUCUGAGUUUCAGUGAACUUUUGAUUAAAUGCACAUUCCUUAUGAAUAAAAUAUAACCUGUUCCUUGUUUUUCAGAUAAUUACAAAUAACAAUGAAUUAGCAAUUGCAUUGGAUAUGCAUAACAAUCGAUGCUUAAGCUUGUGCUUUACUGUUGUACAAUAAUACGCUUUUCUUUUUAAAUAAAAUUUUUAAAAUAUUUACUGCUUUUCCACUGCAUUGCAGAUAUACUUCGGUAUGUUGUUGCAAAUAAAGGCGGACAUAGGAGACCUUUAAGGUUCUGUCGAUGGAUAGACAAUAGGAGGUAAUGUGUGUAUUUAGGCUAAAAGUAGACAAUUAAGCGCAUAAGUAGGCAAUUCGGCGGAUAUUUAGGCGAAAAUGCGACGAUUUGGGGGAUAUUUAGGCGAAAAUGCGACAAUUCGGCGGAUAUUUAGGCGAAAAUGCGACAAAUCGGCGGAUAUUUAGGCGAAAAUGCGGC